AUAUUAGCAUUUUGGUACAAGAAUGGAAAAGAGAUGAAAAUAUUUUGAGUGAUGAUGGAGAGAUCAUCACAGAAAUUUUUAUCAGGGUUGUCACUGAUAGGUUGUAUAUAUCAGAAUGGGAUAUUAUAAAAGCAUUAAAUCAUAAUAAUAAUCAAUUACUAAAUUUUGAUGAUAAAU
This is a messenger RNA of Entrophospora candida, 177 nucleotides long. The record is from the annotation of a GenBank genome assembly. NCBI's taxonomy places the organism in Eukaryota, Fungi, Glomeromycota, Glomeromycetes, Entrophosporales, Entrophosporaceae.